Molecule: messenger RNA, 2568 nt
Organism: Prunus armeniaca (apricot)
Lineage: Eukaryota; Viridiplantae; Streptophyta; Magnoliopsida; Rosales; Rosaceae
Source: the annotation of a GenBank genome assembly
AUGGGCAUGCAACUGAAUCUGCUGCUUGUGCAAAUGUAUUUGAUUGUUGGCGUCUUGCCAUUCCACGGAUCUGCAGAACAUGCCGUCUCUCCUAAUUCUCCUCUCAGCUUUGGCUGGAAAAGACACGAAAAGUUAGUAGCGCUACCUCCCAGAAAAGCAUUCCACCACGUAUUGCCUUCAGACCACUCCCCAGAUAAAGCCACCCAUCCUCAUAGUGCCAUAUGGCCCUCAAGUAUUGCAGCUCCACCUACAUCCUCUGAAGGUCCUGCAAAGAAAUGGGUGCAUGGUCCUAUAUCUUCUCCUUCAAUUUCACAUCACAAGCAUCACCACAAAAGCAAAAAGUUCCACAGCUCUGCUCCAGAACGAACUUACAGUCGACAAGGCCCUGCAGUCUCCCCCCUUCAAUCCUCCUUCUCUUCAACAAGUAGAUGGGCUGCAGCUGCACCAUCACCAACAACUCUCACAAGCCACUAUAAUAUGCCUGUUUUUCCACCUACAGUUUCUCCAGUGGGUUCUUCCCUGAAGAAUACGAAGGCCCCACCACCAUCACCAAUUCUGGCACUACCACCUCCACCUCCCAGUGAAGAUUGUUCAUCAAUCACAUGCACAGAGCCAUUAACAUAUACACCUCUUGGCUCAAGCUGCGGUUGUGUGCGGCCAAUUCAAGUUCAACUCCAACUAGGUGUUGCAAUAUACACAUUCUUCCCUUUAGUUUCAGAGCUGGCUGAAGAAAUUGCAGCCAGUGUGGCACUAAACCAUAGCCAAGUUCGAAUUAUGGGAGCAGAUGCGGUCAGUCAGCAGCUAGAAAAAAGCGCUGUCCUCAUUAACUUGGUACCUACAGGAAUAACUUUUGAUGGCACUACUGCAUUCCAAAUCUAUGAAAAGUUCUGGCGCAGACAGGUUUCCAUAAAGCCUUCCCUCUUUGGAGAUUACGAAGUUUUCUAUGUUCACUAUCCAGGUCUUCCACCUUCUCCCCCUUCAGCAUCCUCAAGCAUUUCUACUACAGAUGACGGGCCAUACACUGGAAAAGAAAACAAUGGAAGGGCAAUAAAACCUCUUGGAGUUGAUGUACCAAGGAGAAAAAGAGAUGGGCUCGGAAAAAGUAUGAUUGCUGUGAUUGUUGUAUCAUCUUUCACAGCCUUUCUUUUAUGUGUCGGAGUUGUUUGGCUUUUGUUGCUGAAAUGUGGACCAUGUCACUCACGUCAACUGGAAAAGUUUCCACAAACUUUGACAUCCUCUCCUACAAAACUCUCAGGGCCUCCGAGGUCGGUGAUGUUCGGAAGCAUGCGUGGUUCUGGAUCAACAUCCUUGAGUUCUGGCACACUGAAUUAUACUGGAUCUGCUAAAACCUUCACUUUGAACGACAUGGAGAGAGCCACUAAUAAUUUUGAUGCUUCAAGAAUACUUGGAGAAGGUGGUUUUGGGCUUGUUUACAGUGGCAUUUUGGACGAUGGAAGAGAGGUAGCAGUGAAGGUUCUCAAGAGAGAAGAUCAUCAUGGUAGCCGUGAAUUCUUGGCGGAAGUUGAGAUGCUAAGCCGUCUUCACCAUAGAAAUUUGGUUAAAUUGAUUGGUAUCUGUACUGAGGGCCAUACUCGCUGCCUAGUCUAUGAACUUGUUCCAAAUGGGAGUGUUGAAUCCCAUUUACAUGGCAUUGACAAGGAAACUGAUCCGCUUGAUUGGGAUGCCAGAAUAAAGAUUGCCCUGGGUGCAGCUAGGGGCUUAGCUUAUCUCCAUGAAGACUCAAAUCCUCGCGUAAUACAUCGUGAUUUCAAGGCUAGCAAUAUCUUGUUGGAAUAUGAUUGUACACCCAAAGUUUCAGAUUUUGGAUUGGCUAGAGCGGCAUUAGAAGAGGGAAAGAGACAUAUUUCAACACAUGUUAUGGGAACUUUUGGUUAUUUAGCUCCGGAGUAUGCAAUGACCGGCCAUCUCUUAGUGAAAAGUGACGUUUACAGCUAUGGUGUAGUCCUUCUUGAGCUUCUAUCAGGGAGAAAACCUGUGGACCUGUCACAACCUCCAGGCCAAGAAAACCUUGUUGCUUGGGCUCGCCCGCUCCUCACAAGCAAGGAGGGGCUAGAAAUGAUAAUAGACCCAGCCUUAAAGCCAUCCGAUAUCUCAUGGGAUAGUGUGACCAAGGUGGCAGCAAUUGCUUCAAUGUGUAUACAACCAGAAGUAUCUCACCGGCCUUUCAUGGGCGAGGUUGUGCAGGCCUUAAAGCUAGUAUGCAACGAGUUCAAAGAAACACAAGAAGUAGGAGCUUCAACAAGUUGUGGCCAAGAUGAUCUCUUCAUUCAUAUAGAUAGGGGCAACUUGGAAGUCUCACAAUCACUGCAGGAGCAGGAGCUGCCGGGGUUUGUUGCUGGCCAUGGCACCAAGAUACCAUCAACAUCAGAUCUUUUAAGUGCGCCUGUGGGACUUGAGGUUGAGGGGCAGGAAUUUGGGUCUUUUAGGAGGUACUCUAGUUCAGGGCCACUGAGGACAGGGAAGAGGAAGCAGUUUUGGCAGAGACUAAGAAGUUUGUCUAGAGGCAGCAUGAGUGAACGUGGAAUUCCAAUGAAAUUAUGGCUCUGA